UCAAACCCUAUACCUACUCAUUGAAGCAGAAAAUAUCACAAAUCUUCUUCUCCUCCUCAGAAAUCUUAGUAUCAUCACUAUGGCCUCAAAUCCCAGGGUCUUCUUUGACAUGACGAUCGGUGGUCAGCCCGCUGGUCGGAUUGUGAUGGAGCUUUUCGCAGAUUGCACUCCUCGCACUGCUGAGAACUUCCGUGCCCUCUGUACUGGCGAGAAAGGCGUCGGCCGCAGCGGUAAGCCACUCCACUACAAAGGCUCCUCUUUCCAUCGUGUGAUCCCUAACUUUAUGUGCCAAGGAGGUGACUUCACCGCCGGAAACGGUACCGGAGGUGAAUCCAUCUACGGAUCCAAGUUCGCUGACGAGAACUUCAUCAAGAAGCACACUGGUCCCGGUAUUCUCUCAAUGGCUAACGCUGGACCCGGAACUAACGGAUCUCAGUUCUUCAUUUGCACGGCUAAGACUGAGUGGCUCGACGGAAAGCACGUUGUGUUUGGACAAGUUGUUGAAGGCAUGGAUGUGGUGAAAGCCGUUGAGAAAGUUGGGUCUAGCAGUGGAAGAACUUCCAAGCCCGUUGUUGUCGCUGACUGCGGACAGCUCUCUUAGAGAAGAAAAAGAGAAAUAUGUGUUAAGCUGGGAUGUUGUCUAAUGUCUAGAAUAUUUAAUGUCUGUCAUUUAGACUCUUUUAUGGUGCUGUUUUUAUCGUCACUGGGUUUGGUGGUUUUCAAGAACUUGCUUUAUGUAGUUUUUAUGAUUUACUACCAUUAAAUAAGAUACUCUUUUUCAUCAUCAUAAUAA
This is a messenger RNA of Gossypium raimondii (Peruvian cotton), 793 nucleotides long. Its product is annotated as peptidyl-prolyl cis-trans isomerase. The transcript has a single exon. Gene Ontology annotation, molecular function: peptidyl-prolyl cis-trans isomerase activity. The coding region runs from base 80 to 601 and encodes 173 amino acids. NCBI's taxonomy places the organism in Eukaryota, Viridiplantae, Streptophyta, Magnoliopsida, Malvales, Malvaceae. Gene Ontology annotation, biological process: protein folding; protein peptidyl-prolyl isomerization. Gene Ontology annotation, cellular component: cytosol; plasma membrane. The record is from RefSeq and is a predicted model, not a curated record.